AUGGCUUCAGGAAAUGGACAACUGACUGUCCCUCCAGGGUUCCGAUUCCAUCCUACGGAUGAAGAGCUUCUCUACUAUUACCUCAGGAAGAAGGUCUCAUAUGAAGCCAUCGACCUUGAUGUUAUUAGGGAGGUGGAUCUCAACAAACUGGAGCCCUGGGACCUCAAAGAGAAAUGCAGAAUAGGGUCAGGGCCUCAGAAUGAGUGGUACUUCUUCAGCCACAAGGAUAAGAAAUACCCAACAGGAACUCGAACGAACCGGGCAACCACAGCUGGGUUUUGGAAGGCAACUGGGAGAGACAAAGCCAUCCAUCUCGCCAAUUCCAAGAGGAUUGGCAUGAGGAAAACCUUAGUCUUUUACACUGGCCGCGCUCCUCAUGGCCAAAAGACGGACUGGAUCAUGCAUGAGUAUCGCCUCGAAGAUGACAACAUUAGUGCUGAUCAAGUUCAGGUUGUUGGUCUUUUGGUUCAGCAGGAAGAUGGAUGGGUGGUUUGUAGGGUUUUCAAAAAGAAGAAUCACAACAGAGGAUAUCAACCAGAAUUUGCUCAUCAUCAAGAUCAAGAACACGAUCACUUCGCAAACAUGAAGGCAAGUGGUUCUCAUGGCCCAGUACUGCUAGAUCACCAUGAGCCAAAACAAAAUCAUCAUCAUCUGGAAGCACUGUAUGAUUACACUAGUAAUUUUGAUCAUGCUGGGUCCAUGCACCUCCCGCAGUUGUUCAGUCCAGAGUCAGCUGUUGCUUCAUCCUUCGUGUCGCCUAAUACUAUCAAUUUGAACACCAUGGACAUUGAGUGUUCUCAAAACCUUUUGCGGCUAACAUCUACUGCAGCAGCAGCAGCAGCAGCAGCUGGUUGUGGCCAACUCAUGCAGCAGCAGGAGAGAUCAUUGAUCAACGGUGGUGAUUGGUCAUUCUUGGACAAGCUCCUCGCAUCUCACCAGAGCCUCGAUCAUCACCACUCAUCACAUACCAAAUGCAACAACCCUUCUUCAUCAGCUCAGCAGCAGCUUAAUAAUUCUCAUGAACAUGUCGGUACUUCAUCAACAACACAGCAGAGAUUCCCAUUUCAAUACCUUGGCUGUGGAACUGACCUUUUAAAGUUUUCCAAGUAG
Molecule: messenger RNA, 1110 nt
Organism: Prunus armeniaca (apricot)
Lineage: Eukaryota; Viridiplantae; Streptophyta; Magnoliopsida; Rosales; Rosaceae
Source: the annotation of a GenBank genome assembly